GUUACGUAUAAAAGAAGAUAGCGAGUAAAGUAACUGUUUAGUGUCACUUUGAAAACACCAACGUACGUCUGACGACCAUGAACAAGUUUCUCGUAUUUCUUCUCGUAGUCUGCAUGGCAGCCUUUUCCAAUCAACAGGACGAUGAAUGUGGACCAAAUGCUGUUUACAAUCGAUGUGGUUCUGCGUGUUAUGUAACGUGCAAUUCACCCCGACGGCCCCGGCUUUGUCCUACAGUCUGCGUAGAAGGCUGCUUUUGCAAACGAGGAUACGUAUUCAUCUCCACACAAGACAGGCGGUGUGUCCUUCAAAGAGAUUGUCCGAAGUAAUCGAAUCUCAAUGCUUGUAAAAGAUAGUACAUGAGAUGAAAAUAUUCCAGCGUUAAUAAAUUGACUUAUUGUACAACCGGCUUCAAAAUUGUACCAGUAUCUGAAGUAGCGCGUAAAUUUUACCAAAUGCAAAAAAAAUCGUUAUUCGUGUAGCGUAUUAAAAAUUCGAAAAUAAAUUUUAUACGGCAUAAAAAUUUAA
This is a messenger RNA of Cephus cinctus (wheat stem sawfly), 525 nucleotides long. Its product is annotated as chymotrypsin inhibitor. NCBI's taxonomy places the organism in Eukaryota, Metazoa, Arthropoda, Insecta, Hymenoptera, Cephidae. The transcript has 3 exons. The record is from RefSeq and is a predicted model, not a curated record. Bases 78 to 326 code for a protein of 82 amino acids.